Aspergillus nomiae NRRL 13137 is the source of this 1641-nucleotide messenger RNA. RefSeq lists its product as uncharacterized. The transcript is spliced from 2 exons. Lineage: Eukaryota; Fungi; Ascomycota; Eurotiomycetes; Eurotiales; Aspergillaceae. The coding region runs from base 1 to 1641 and encodes 546 amino acids. The record is from RefSeq and is a predicted model, not a curated record.
AUGGCAACGGACAAUCAGGGUUGCCGUGCAAACAGACGCCGCCAGGCAUUCUCAUUUUCGGUCACCCUCCGCCCCUCAAUAGCAAGAAGAGCCAGGAUUGUAAGACCUCCUGCUCCUCCUCUAUCCUGCGAGGAAAGCGUCCAUUAUCCGGUCUUCAACCCUCUUGAUCCUCGACAUAAUCCUGCCGCUGUUACGUCUUCAUGGAACAGGGGUGGUUAUUAUACCUCUCGCAACACCAACCUCGAAAGCCCUGUAAGCUGGGUCCAGAGUCUGUCCAAACGGUCUCUUCGGAGAGCACGCUCCGGACUUGUAGCUCUGAGAGCGGGAAUGCAGAGGCGCACUUCUAUCUUCAGUACAAAUCGCACCGCUAAUGUACCUCGAGCUUGGCCUUCGUCUGAUGCCACAGAGGGUUCCUCGGACCAGCAGGAUGACGCCUCCUUCCCAUCAACAAUUUCUGAAGCCAGCACAGAGGAAGAUUCUGAUUUUGGAACUCAUCUGCAUCGAACAGAGUGCAACGAUGCGUCUUCGCUGAGCUGUGAUGUGGAUAAAUGCUUAGAUAACUGGCCAUUCUCUGUCACGAUUACUGAUCUCAAUCCCUUCCAGGAACUGACUGGAGGAUACUGGCCGCCUGGCCUCUUUCUAACCGAGGCGGCGCAUAGUAUCUUCCCGAGGGACUCGACUGAGGGGAAUAAUGGGUUAGGGUUGCAGCUUUCAAGGGAAUUGACAACUGGGGAAUAUAUCCAAUUGGACGAUUUUUUCAUGGACGAGUCGGGCUCCGAAUCAGGGGACUCUCUUCCCAGGCUGAGCCGUUCAUCCAAAAGCCUUCCCGAACCUGGCUGUUCUCAAAUAACAGGCGCCGAGGCCGAGCCCUCGCAUUCAACAAUUUUGACACCAUUACCCAACAACCUACUUGCACCAGUCCCGCUUCGAGACCCAAGUGUUAAUGGGAGCACUUCUCAGAUCAUAGGCCCCUCACUUUCCCCCGGCUUUCCUAGACCCCAAACGACAGAUGGACAACCGUCGGGCCGGUUCUACGCGUCCAGAACCCCUCAGGUGUCCAACGCUGCGUUGGUAGUAGAAUCCCGAGUACUAAUCGAUCGAGUCAGCGCCUACAGCGAUAAUAGUAUUAGUAGGACGGAAGACGAGGUUGAAGAUCAAGCCCUAACACCAGCCAUUAAUCAUGAGUCUUCUCCAGACGUACAGGCAGAGCCUCCCCAGCCAGCAUAUCAAUCGACUACAGAAGAAGCCCAGACACAAGAUAUCGCCGAAUCCGGAACAAACGACAACGUGUCAAACGAUCCUGUUUGUACAUUGUUAACUUUAAGCACGCAUCUAGCAGACGCGACAUCUGAAAGGCACAACGAUGACCAUCAUCAUACUCCGUCGCGUUCAUCGGGCGACACUGGUGGGCUGGGGCGUAGUGACUGUUCAGGGGAACAAACCCUAUGGUCAGCCCGCCCUAGCGAAGAGGUUACGGUAACGGAUCUCACAUCUGUGUCGAACAAUCUAUGGACGUCUAUCGAGCAUGGUGAUCUUGCAUCACUACUAUCCUUCACAGACGAAUACUUCUUCGUUGACGGCAAAACCAGUGGUCACCCCGAUCGGGAGAUAAUCCUACAAAAGCAGAACGGAGCAUCAUGA